UCCGGUGAAUCCAACAGGGGAAGCGUGUUCAUUGCGCCAUGGAAAUCCCGCCCUUUUCCCGUUUCUCUCUCUCAUCUCACUGCUUUUCCCUUUUCAUUACUUUUUGAUCGAGUAAGGUGAAAAGGAAGGAAGAAUGGAACGUUGAAAUUUAAAAUCUGAUUAAUGAUAUAUAGGAAUUGUAUUUGUAUUAAACUUUACUUGUUCGGAGGGGAAGAAGAAGAGAAGGGUUGCAACUAUAUAUUCUAUUCUGUUAAGCUCCAAAAUCAAAAUUCCCUCUCUAACCUAACCUCCAUCCUCCAUUCAGGUUUUAUGUUUGUCGGAAGAGUUCAAUCAAAUGAGUUUAACCAUGAUAGAUCUGGGGAUUUCCUUUCUGAGGUUGGUCACGAGCCCUGAUGCAUCCAGUGCAUCUAUUUUCGGAUGGCUGAUAACUGGAUCAUUUGGACUAAUGGCUGUGAUAUAUGCUGUUCUCAAGUGGCAGCGAAGGUCCUCAUUAAAUUGGAUUAAAGCUGCAGCAAGAGAAAAGAAGAAAGUUUGGAAAAAGUUUAAAGUUCCGCUAUCGGAGCAUUUGUGGGUGGAAGAUUUUACUUAUAGGGAACAGCCAUCCACUUGUUGUUUCUGCUUGACUUCCCUUUGGCCUUCUCAAAAUUUAGGUACAACAGCCUCACCGCGUACUCCUCUCCAUCGUUGCUCUGUUUGUGGUGUCGCAGCUCAUUUCCUUUGUUCUCAGUUUGCAGCAAAGGAUUGCAAAUGUGUGGCUCAGGCUGGUUUUGGCCAUAUUCGACAUCACUGGUCUGAAAGAUGGGUUGAUGUGGAUGAAAAUCAUGAGAUGUCUGCCUUCUGUUUUUACUGUGACGAGCCAUGUGGUGUUCCGUUUGUUAAAGCUUCUCCUACCUGGGAUUGCCGCUGGUGUCAGCGCCUCAUCCAUGUGAAAUGUCAUAACAAAUUGACUAGAGAUUCUGGUGACUUUUGUGAUUUGGGUCCUUUGAGGCGAAUUAUCCUUUCUCCUCUUUGUGUCAAACAAGUUGACGAAGAUAAACAAGGAGGACGACUAAGUUCUAUUAUAACCUCUUCUGUUAAUGGCCAGAUUAGAAAGCGGCGUAAUCGCAAUAAAAGUUUAGGUGGUUACAAUGCUAAUGGUAAGUCAGAUGGUUCCUCGAUUACUGAUGCAACAUUAUUGGAGUAUGUGUUGAAUGGUCUCCACUGGAAUAAGUUCGGUGAUGAGAAGCUUUUUGAUCUUGUGAAUAAUGGUAGAGUAUUAGGAAAUGGUUUAACUGCUACGCCUAAUCAAAUCAAGAAAUACACACUGGUUGGUUUGCCACAAGAUGCAAGCCCACUUUUGGUCUUCAUCAAUGCCAGGAGUGGUGGGCAGCUUGGGCCUUCUCUUCAUAGGAGAUUGAAUAUGCUACUAAAUCCUGUUCAGAUAUUUGAAUUGAGUGCUUCUCAAGGCCCUGAAGUGGGCUUGGAAUUCUUCAAAAGUGUACGAUAUUUUAAAGUGCUGGUAUGUGGUGGGGAUGGCACUGUUGCAUGGGUCCUUGAUGCUAUAGAAAGACACAAUUUUGAGUCACCUCCUCCUGUGGCAAUUCUUCCCCUUGGCACCGGAAAUGAUUUGUCCAGGGUACUUAACUGGGGAAGAGGCUUCUCUACACUUGAUGGACAAGGCGGAUUGACUAUGCUUUUGCAUGACAUUAGCAAUGCAGCAGUUACUAUGCUAGAUCGCUGGGAAGUAAAAAUCGUAGAAGAAAGUUCUGAAGGAAAAUCAAAUAAAGUGAAAACUAAAUCUAUGAUGAACUAUCUUGGCAUUGGAUGUGAUGCAAAGGUUGCAUAUAAAUUUCAUAUUACUCGAGAAAUAAAUCCUGAAAAGUUUUGUAGUCAGUUUUUGAAUAAAUUGCGAUAUGCAAAAGAAGGCGCAAGGGAUAUUAUGGACAGAACUUGUGCUGACUUGCCAUGGCAAGUGUGGCUUGAAGUUGACGGGAGAGACAUUGAGAUUCCUAAGGAUUCUGAGGGCUUAAUUGUGCUCAAUAUUGGGAGCUAUAUGGGUGGAGUAGAUCUUUGGCAAAAUGGUUAUGAGCAUGAUGAUGAUUUUCGUCUGCAAUCCAUGCAUGAUAAAAUGCUGGAGGUGGUAUGCGUAUGUGGUGCAUGGCACCUAGGAAAACUUCAGGUUGGACUUUCACAAGCAAGAAGGCUUGCUCAAGGUAAAGCCAUCAAGAUACACUGUUCCAGUCCUUUCCCAGUUCAAAUUGAUGGGGAACCGUUUAUCAUACAACCAGGAUACUUGGAAAUAACACAUCGUGGGCAGGCUUUCAUGUCGAGGAGGACUUCUGAAGAUGAGCCUAAAGGACGAGCAUCUGCAAUUAUGACAGAAGUAUUACUAGAUGCGGAGUGCAAGGGCAUUAUUAAUGCAUCUCAGAAGAAAGCUCUUCUUCAAGAGAUGGCCAUCAAUCUUUCAUAAAGAUCCAUCUCUGGUUCAGUUGUCCAUGCAUGGGUUUUUGACUUUUUGCCCUCUAAAUCUAAUCAUUUUUGUAAAAUCUUGGAAAUAGAGAUACAAAGAUCUAUACUCAUCCACGAAGAGUGAAAAGUGUUCGGCGGCGUGGUUAAGGUUUCCGUUUACUGUUGUGUUUGUUGCGUCUAAAUUUAAUCAUUUUUGUAAAAUCUUGAAAAUAGAGAUACAAAGAUCUAUACUCAUCCACGAAGAGUGAAAAGUGUUCGGCGGCGUGGUUAAGGUUUCCGUUUACUGUUGUGUUUGUUGCGUCUAACACCCCAAGCUGUGUAUAUUGUAACCGGGCCAAAUAUAAUUUCAUGAAAUCCUUGUACUUGUACUGUUGUUACCACUGUAAUGAGAUCUUUUCUGGGGAAAAAAAUGUUCAAGAGUGCUCUUAGUGCAUUCAAAAAGUAAAAAAAAAAGUCUUUGAUAUUUAAAA
This is a messenger RNA of Glycine soja, 2918 nucleotides long. RefSeq names its product diacylglycerol kinase 2. The coding region runs from base 335 to 2449 and encodes 704 amino acids. Gene Ontology annotation, molecular function: ATP-dependent diacylglycerol kinase activity. The record is from RefSeq and is a predicted model, not a curated record. The transcript is spliced from 8 exons. NCBI's taxonomy places the organism in Eukaryota, Viridiplantae, Streptophyta, Magnoliopsida, Fabales, Fabaceae.